Molecule: messenger RNA, 5481 nt
Organism: Spodoptera litura
Lineage: Eukaryota; Metazoa; Arthropoda; Insecta; Lepidoptera; Noctuidae
Product: receptor protein serine/threonine kinase put
Biological process (GO): protein phosphorylation; cellular response to growth factor stimulus; activin receptor signaling pathway
Cellular component (GO): plasma membrane; activin receptor complex
Molecular function (GO): metal ion binding; activin receptor activity; ATP binding
Source: RefSeq, a predicted model, not a curated record
UUUGAUGUCGGGGCCGCGUAUAAAAAUAACAUUGGAUUGUCGCGUCGGGUCCGGAGGGCUGUACCCGCCUGUGCCAUGGUUCUGAUGAUGGCUCCGAAGAUAUUGUACCUGACCGCGGUGGUGAUGUUAGGUACACAAGUGACGUCACUAACAGCAGCCCCGCCCUCUGACGGGAAUUUCCCACCGCGGCCGAAAGAAGGCCGAGUCACCACGAGGUACUGUGAGUUCUACAAUGGCUCACAAACUUCUACUUGCGACACUGCCAAUAAUUCCACAUGUGUCCCUAAUGUUAUUAAAGAAGAGUGCCAACCCGUCGAAGCAGACAAAAGUAAUCAUUGCUUCGUGUUGUGGCAGUUCGACAAUGAAACCAACAAGACGUAUCUGAAGGUGAAAGGGUGUUUCGUGGACACUGUCUCCUGCACAGACAGGGCCUCCAACUGCCGGCUCCACAACUCCAAGCUGCCGCUCCUCCACUGCUGCUGUGAAGGAGACAUGUGCAAUCAGAAUGCAGUGUUCCCUGGUAUAGAGGCUGGCAUGUCAGCUCAAACUGAAAUACCACCCGAGAGAGUACCCGCCUCAGCAGUACCCAACGCUGAUGACGAUACACAAGCAGUGAUAGCUUACACUCUAACACCACUGUUCCUCUUGUUCGCGAUCCUAGUCGGCUGUUAUCUGCUGUACAGAAAGCGCAAAGGAACGUCAUUUGCUGAGCUAGCUAAUGGAGAAGCGUCAUUAUCGAGACCACCGUCGGCCGGCGCUGGAAUGGAAAACGAGGCUGUCGGACUAGUGGGCCAGGUCACGCUCUGCGAGGUCAGAGCUCGCGGCCGAUUCGGAGCCGUGUGGAGAGCGAAACUUGGACAACGAGACGUCGCAGUGAAAGUGUUCCCCUUGCAAGACAAACAAUCGUGGCUCGCUGAGCAGGAGAUCUUCAGGCUGGCGAGGAUGGAUCACCCAGACAUCCUACAUUACAUCGGCGUAGACAAGAAGGGCGACAACCUACAGGCUGAAUAUUGGCUCGUCACAGCUUACCAUGAGAAGGGUUCUCUAUGCGACUAUCUAAAAGGUCACACGUUAACUUGGGUGGAAGCUUGGCGUAUAGCGGCGUGCGUGGCACGUGGGCUCGCUCAUCUGCAUGAAGAGGGAGGCGGGAAGCCGGCCGUCGCUCACCGAGACUUCAAAUCUAAGAACGUUCUCCUGAAAGCUGACUUAAGUGCUUGUAUUGCGGACUUUGGACUGGCAUUAAUAUUCGUGGCUGGACGAGGAUGUGGUGAUGCACAUGGACAGGUUGGAACUCGACGGUAUAUGGCGCCGGAGGUACUGGACGGAGCUAUCAACUUCACAAAGGACGCCUUCCUAAGGAUAGACAUGUAUGCCUGCGCGCUAGUGCUGUGGGAGAUCGCGUCAAGAUGCAGCGACGCAGCCCCAGAAUUACCAGGACAGUACCGUCUGCCGCUCGAAGAAGAAGUGGGUUCACAUCCCAGUCUUGAAGAAAUGCAGGAAGCCGUGGUACAGAGGAAACUCAGGCCACAUAUACCACCGCACUGGCGUAAUCAUCCCGGUCUAUCAGUACUAUGCGACACAAUGGAAGAAUGCUGGGACCACGACGCGGAGGCUCGGCUGUCCGCGUCGUGUGUCCUGGAGCGGGUCUGUGCCCAGCAGCCCGCGACGAUGGCGCCGGCGCUGACCCCGGACACGACGCCCCUCCUCAUCCACGAGCUCGCAGACCAGCAGCCCUGCUGACGUCACACCUACGUCGAACUGCCGCUCAUACAGUUCUGAACAACAUACUAGGUACAGACAACAAUCGUUUAGUUAGUUAAAGUGAAUAUUUUUUUAUCCUUCGCUGUACCUACAAGUGUUGCAAGGUUUGCUGUGACCGGUGUGUUAAAGGUAAAGUACAAAUAUUAUGAUGUGGACAAUCAAUUAUACAUUCUACUAUGUAUUAUUGUAGCUGAUGGUGUUUCAAGGUGGUAUCGCAAUAUUCUAAGGGUCUUAUAGAGUUGUCCUUUAUUUCAUUUUUUCAUCUUUAUAAGGGUGGUAACAUUGACAAUAUAUUGUAAAACAUGGCUAUAAAAAUGCUUAUAUUAAUCGUUCAGUCCAAUUUUAAAAUUGUUAUGAUUGUUAAAAUACUUUUGGUAUUGUAUUUUUUUUGUUAUUUGUAGUAUAGCCUAAUUUUACAGUACCACCUGAAACUAUAUUCCAUAUACACACAACCUAGUUUAAUAAAAGUAUUAUAAUAUUUCAAAUCAUUUGGAUGUACAUCAAUGAAUUCAAUACCACUGUGUGUGUGUAUGUGUAAUGCAGUUUCUUCAUCAUUUAUUUAUACGACAUUAAUGUGAAAUAAUCAAUUGACUUCGAACCUUAUUUUAGAUAUAUUUUUUUUUUAUAUUGGCAGCACCGAUAACUAUUACAUCAGCUAAAACCACAGGGGUAAACGAAUCUAAACAUUGUAAACGUUUUACGAUUAUUUAAAAAAAUAUUUUGUUUUGGAAUCAAUUUACUAAUGCGCACAAUAUAUUUGAAUGGCACAUCAAUUAACGAAGCACAUAGUCCAAUAAUAUGUUCUGCGAUAAUUUAAUUUGGGCACAAAGCAAUAGGAAUUGAAAUGAAAUCGAAAGUCACUACUAGUGUUACGUAAUUGUAUCCGAAACCCUGUUCCGCCUUGUAGACUCCUAGACAUCUAGUCCUUAGCUAAACGACUGGUAAUUUGUACUCGUGUCGCAAUCUUGCGUCAUAAAAAAAGAAAAACGCAUAUUAGACUGCCACAAAACCUGUUUAAAAUGAAACUAGAAAAUUUCUAUAUUAAUAAUGCGACACGAUUCACUAAAUUAUGUUCGUUUGGCUCCUUUAAAAGCCGAACGACGAAUCUACAAGUAAAAUAUAGAAAACGUUUAAACAAAUAGCUGUGUUUAAAUUCAACUUCGGUUCACAGAUUGAACCAGACUAGCUGACUAGUAUAAACGACAACGACCCUUUUUCCGAAGCAACUGUAAUAACUCAUCUCUAAAUGCUAUUCUCGUAGCGAUCGGGUCGAUUCCAAAAUUAGAACGCGUCCUUUUUAAUGAUCUAUGAGAUUCCGACAUGCCUAAUUAAGGGCAGCUCGCCUUUGAAUAUUUAAAAGGGUAAAGAAAUUACGACAGGAUAUGCGAAUACUUUAUAUGUACACCAUACAUGAUGGGUCAAUUGAAAAAAGUAGCAACAUUUGGGGUUAAAAUGUCCUAUAUAAAGUCCCGCGUCCGAAAUAUCUGCAAGGCACGUUGUUCUAAGCGUACCAACAAGUACAAUCUAUUAGAGCGAGUAGACCCAGGCUAGACAUUAAAUUGGUUGCCACACAAACAACUUACUGAGUUAUUCAUAAGCAUCCUUCGUAAACAUCCUACCACGAUCUAAUGUAUGGUAAUUGUCGUUCGCGCUCCCUUUCCUUAACCGUUGGGACUUCCUGGCACUUGAUACGUCGUACCACGUUAGCGGCGCAGUAACAUAAUGUUCCUGAUAAAUAGGAUUAUAUCAAACUAUUAUCUGUUAAAUAGAUUAUCUGAAGGUAUAUGAUAAGGGCCUGCUUUCAAAGUUGCAAUUUGAUCAAUGCAAGCAAAAUAACUUCAAUAUUUUUGUUUACAAAGUGCCCAGACAGGCCCUAAAACCAUCGUAUUUAUCGGACAUCGAUGAACUCCUGAUAAUGUAAAUAUUUAUCAACAUUAUUUUUUAUAAUUUCGACUAGUAAUCUCGAUCUUAUUUAUUUGAUCAUAAAGUCGAUGUUUGUUUAUACAAUAAUUUUUUUCUUUAGUAAAUUCGGUCUAAGUACUAACAAAAUUGAAGCUUAACCAGGCUACGCUAUUAUUUAAUACUCGUGUUAUAUUUUAUUUUAGUAACAAUAUUGUUAUAUUCGUGUUUUAUUUUUAGAAACUUUUUUAAUGUUAUGAGGUCCCUAAUGUGUGUAGAUGAAAUCGAACAUUAAUAUUUUUGGUUGGUUAACAUGGAGCAAUUUAGGUACGUAAGUUUAAGAAAAUUAUUUGUAGCCUGUGUGAAGGAAGUGUUUAGUCUACAAGAUAAGUGAUUGCAAUGAGCAGAAUAUAAAUUGCCCCGUGUUAAUGAUAUUUACGGUACAGCACUGCACUGCCAGAACAAAAUGCUAUCCCUAUAUAACGGAAUUGAUACGAGUAUAAAGUAAUUAAGUAAUCUUGCCGGACUCACACAGGGACCUCUUAUUUAGUAAGACUGGUAUUAUUUGUAUAAUUGGCUUUAUUUACUUAGUUUAUUGGCUCAUGAUUUGUGAGACGUUCUAAAGUGCUAAAUUAUAAUGUGAAAUUGAAGCAAUGAAAUUAGUGUUAGUAUUCGCAUAAGUGGAUGUCAUUUGCUAAGUUUAAUUUUAAUGUUACUUAGCGCUAAUCAGUCUUAGGUCGUGCGUCUGUUGAGGAUUAUCAUUUACACGCCUAGUUUUGAUAAAAUGGAAAGUUAAAGUGUAAAUAUAAAUUCGAUAAUCGAUUGGCUAUUGGAGGGCUCGUGGCGCCACGAGUCAUUGCUGGAAUAACAUUGAAUUGAAUAAUAAAUUAUGUAGAUUGGACUUAAUGCGUGACUUGAUCGUGUGAGUGAUAAAUCUUAAUAGGAGCUAGUCGUAAUAUCAUUGCGAAUGUAAGUAUACAGUACACGUUGUGCCAUAGACUGGACUGGUUAUGCUAACUGCACAUAGUCAAGUUUUCAAGGAGAAACUCAAGCUUACAAAGUAAUCUCCGUCGGAAACAAGUUGAAAAUGUCGAUGAACGCACUUUAUAUGUAAAAAUAAAACUGUGAUUUUGUUCUCUUAUGCCACUUCGUUGACAAAUUCGGCCGAGUGACGCAAGAGAACAGACCCCUGAAAAAAUAUCAUUGAAAAUAUUGUGAUUUUAGAACAUAAUAAUUGAAAUAUCAAAAUGGGAAAUCAUAGAGAAUUUGAUUUACCUAUGCCGUGUGCAUAUCACCACACAUAGACUAAGUAAUGUUGCCAAAUGUAAAUAAUGUAGAUCUAAGUCUAGUCUAGGAUAUUUUCGUCUGAAUGUCAGAGUUUUAGGCUGUGGACACACUCACAGAACCUAGAUCAAUUAGAUCAAUAUGAGAUGAAUUUAUGGAACUGUAGAUGUGUUUCUCUACAAGGGUGAGAAGUGAGGCUGGUUGAUAGCUUAUGUAAAUCGCAUAUUGUCUUACAGAUAUCUAACUUUGUAGAGAAACAUUCUCCAGUUCAAUGUUGUUAGUAAAGGCCUAAUUCCAUUGUAAAUGUCCCGUGUGUUCACAGCUCUAGCAUAAACUAUUGUAAAAGAAGUAGUAAAAGUUAGAUUGUGUAGUGUUUAGACACUCUUUAGACAUUACGUUGAUGUCAAUACGUCGUGUCGUGUUUAGUCGAAUAACGAAUGUCUUAAUGGCCAUGUUUAUCAUUUAUUUUUUAUUUUAAAUUAACAAACGUGAACGUCUGUUGAAAUUUGAUGUAUUAAAAUAUAUUUUCUAGACAAA